AUGGACGCCUUCCACAACUUGCUACGGGAAGCAACAAACCCGCGCAACGCUGGCUCCACAAACUCGGCAAUGCCCACACCACAAAGCCUUACGCAGGCGCUGCAAAAUGCUGGUGGAGGCCACGUAUUGGGGAUGCCGCCUUCACAACUUGUUGGCGCCAACGGAAACAACACGAUGGGCCUCCCCAUGGGCAUAAGCAUGCCGCUUUCAAUGCCUGGCCUACAGCCAGGCGGCACUAAAGGCCUUGCGCCCAUUCAUGGUGGCCGAAUAAACUCUCUUAUGGUCGCAAACUCUCCCAUUUUUCCGAGCCUUGGCGGAACCGGCACCCCCACCUCAAUGAUUGCUCCUGUGUGCUCAGCUGGUUCCUCCACUACGCCUGUUGGAGCUGUAUCCUCCGCAGAAAGGAAAAAGACUAUCACCAAGAAGCGAAAAGCGCCCAGUGCUGACGCUGAUUCGGGUGAGGACGGUCGCAAGCAGCCUGAGGAGUACGACGAUCCCAAGGCUAAACGACGAGCUCAGAUUGCAAAGGCUGCUCGAAAGCACAGACAACGUCAAAAAGAUGAACUUAUUGCACUGCGUGCCAAGGUGAAGGAUUUGAAGGAACAGAUCGAGGUGUUGCAGUCAUCAGAGCCCUCCGAACACAAUACAGAGCUUGGAUGGAAGCAGGAGGCUGAGCAGCACGCGGAGAUUCGUGCACGUGUGGAUCAAGAAAAUGAAUUUUUACGUAAGACGCUAAUGGAGCAGAUGAGAUUUAUUCAACGACUACAGGAUUACUUCACGAAACAACCACUCCUUAAUAUGCCUUCGUUGGACAUGAUUUUAAAUUCUUCUUCGGCAUCUACCGCGCCAGCUGCGUUAUCCAACUCGAUCUCCUCGGUAUCUCCUGUGUUGCAGCUACAGUCGGGUUCUUUUCGUGAUCGGCUAAUUACCAUGGCCACAGAGGCCUUGUCAAACAUUGACAAGCAGCUCACAGCUUGUGAGGCGGCAUUUCGCAAUCCAACGACAUCCACUAUGACCUAUUUUGGUUUGCAAGUACAAUACGAGAUGGGCAAGAAUGAAAUGGGCAUUUUCUUUCGUCACCAUUUGUACGGCUGUAAUCCAAGCACAAUCAUGAAUGACCUUUGGUCGGUCCUUGGUGACGCAAGCUUUGAAAAGAGCUUUGCAUUCACUGACGUUGUCGAGAUAUUAGAGGAGCUUGAUAUGAACACAAAAUACAUUCGGCGAGUAGUAAAUCUCACAAUGUCCAGUGAUGCAACUGUCGGCGGUGGCAUGAUGAAGGAGGAGAGUUUGACAAUUAAUCAGAAGCGCGAUCAUCCGGACGGCAGCUGGACGAUGGUCAUGCGGUCUAUACUGGACGAUCCUAGUCAUCCCAAGUCGACCGACUUGCUUCGCCGCAACACUACCACUGCGGUAUCACUGAAGAAUUACAGUGACUCGACUGGCCAGGGCUGCCUUCUCUUAUGGUCUGUCAAGGUCGAACUCGACAAACAAUCCGAUGAGCGGGCUAAAAGCUUCAACAUUCCGGACAUUAUCUUAAAAAAUCUUUUCGAGGUUGCUCCUGUUUUUGUGAAAGGAAUUGUGGAUCGCGCACGCGGAACGCUUCAAAGCUAA
This is a messenger RNA of Plasmopara halstedii, 1611 nucleotides long. RefSeq lists its product as uncharacterized. The transcript is spliced from 2 exons. NCBI's taxonomy places the organism in Eukaryota, Oomycota, Peronosporomycetes, Peronosporales, Peronosporaceae. Gene Ontology annotation, biological process: regulation of DNA-templated transcription. The record is from RefSeq and is a predicted model, not a curated record. The coding region runs from base 1 to 1611 and encodes 536 amino acids. Gene Ontology annotation, molecular function: DNA-binding transcription factor activity.